Petromyzon marinus (sea lamprey) is the source of this 1377-nucleotide messenger RNA. Lineage: Eukaryota; Metazoa; Chordata; Hyperoartia; Petromyzontiformes; Petromyzontidae. The record is from RefSeq and is a predicted model, not a curated record.
ACGAUGAUGCUGAUGAUGACGAAGGCUCUGGACGAUGAGGGGAAGCGCCGCUAUCGGCCGUCCAAGCGGGAGGAGAGUUGCUGGCAGCUGCCCGUGAUGCUGCAGGCGGGAACCGUGGCAAGAGGCAGCAACGACCGCAGGCGCCAGCAGGCCGCCGAGAAGGAGGAGGAGGAGGCGGAGCGAAUCGCGAGGAAGGAGGAGGCUCGCCGCGCGGUGGUGGAGUCGUGGCCUCCGGGAGACGGCGUGUGUGACGUGGAGCUGGUGGUGGUGGACGUGCUGAUGAAGCUGCAAGAGCCAGGCUGCGUGUGUGACGUGGAGCUGGUGGUGGUGGACGUGCUGAUGAAGCUGGAAGAGCCAGGCUGUGACCUCGUCCUGCCGUGCGAGUUGGCGGCCGCCCGCUUCUCGCUGCGCAGAGGCCUCAUCGCCUCCAUACACCACUUCGUCGACAGCGGUCCUAUCCCUUUGGGAUUCAGAUACCAAUGUGAGCUCACAAGCAAGACGAGCCACCAGCUGCCCACGGAGGGCUUUGCGCUGGCGUCCAGCGACUACUCCUUCAUGCUGAGCAGCGUGAUGUCGCUGGCGUGCGGCGCCAGCGUCGUGUACGCACGGCACGCCGACACGAGGCGCGUCGCCUCCGGGCUCGACUGGCUCGCUCGGCAGGCAGGGGUCACGUGGCCGGGCGUGGUGCUGGACGCGGAGCGGCUUCUCGUGGACCUGUAUCUGCACGCCGGCCUAGAUGCGCCCUCCUUCACCUCCGCCCUCGACAGCCUGGGGGCGGGCACCUGGGACUACGACCAGCGCGCGAGGUGCGCCUUCCACUGGGACCACGACGUGCGGGUGUGCUCCCUGCGCUCCGCCCGCUGCCUCUGCUUCUGCCUCUGCGACUGCCUGUGCCCGGCGCUGGGUGUCACCGUCACGGAGGCCCACGUCCCCUCGCUGGGGCCGCCGGCGGAGUACGGAGCCGGAGCCGGCGGCGGCGUCACCUGGCAGCGCAGGGAGGCGGUGAGCGCGGUGAGAGCGGCGUCGUCCACGGUGGAACUCUCCCCGGUGGAGGGAACCCGCGGCCUGCACCGCCCGCGCCCGGCCACCCUAGCGGACCGCCACCACCCCAGCUGGGACUCCAGCUUCCCCCCGCUGGGCCGGGCAGAGCCCCCAGGCGAGGCGGGGGGUUGGGCCCGCGGUCCUCCGACUGCGGCGGCGGCGGCGGCGGCGGUGGAUCGACGGCAGCGGCGGCAGCGGUGGCAGCCGACGCCGGUCUCAUCGGUGAUCGGAGUCUUGAAGACGCCGGUAUCAUCGGUGAUCAGAGUCUUCAAGACGCCGGUCUCAUCGGUGAUCGGAGUCUUCAAGACGCCGGUCUCAUCGGGAUCGGAGUCUUGA